Molecule: messenger RNA, 1928 nt
Organism: Fragaria vesca subsp. vesca
Lineage: Eukaryota; Viridiplantae; Streptophyta; Magnoliopsida; Rosales; Rosaceae
Exons: 5
Coding region: 1-1776 (591 amino acids)
Biological process (GO): cyclic nucleotide metabolic process
Molecular function (GO): 2',3'-cyclic-nucleotide 3'-phosphodiesterase activity; protein binding
Source: RefSeq, a predicted model, not a curated record
AUGAUAGAGGUUGAUGAAAAUCUAGUGGAGAAAAUCAUGUCAACUCUGCCUCCCAAGGCUCUGAUGCGAUUCAAAUGCGCUUCUAAAAGGUGGUAUUCACUGAUCAACAAUCCCAGGUUCGUAGCUAAGCACCUCUCCAGUUACAAUUACAAUUCAAAGCAUCUGCUCGUCAUGAAACGUUUAAUCUCCAAGGACACGACUAAUAACACUGAAGAAGAAGAAGAAGAAAAUAAAAAAGAAGAUGAGCUAGUAUUUUCGUUGCUUAAUUUAUGCAAUAACGACAGUAUUGACAAUGGUGAGGACAGAAUUAUUGUUUCUAGUGUCGAGGACAUCAAGAUUCCUCUUUUUAGUACGUGGGGUGACGACCCUCCAGAUGUUAUUUGGGGUGACGAUGUGUCGCACUCCACGGAUGUUCAGGGUUUUGGAUAUGAUGCUAAAUUGAACGAAUACAAAGUUGUUAACAUUGGACUAAGUUAUGCUUCAAAUUGGAGGGAUGAGGGAUAUGAUAUUCAUAAUCGUGCUAAGGCAGCAAUAUACUCUUUGAGUACUGAUUCUUGGACAAAGAUCAACACCAAUGCUUUAGAAACAGAAACCACUGUCUUUAGGCUUGAAAGUUUCCAGAUCCAAUUCAAGCAAAUGCUUUAUUGGCUUGGACAUGAGCAACACAAAGAACUGAAUGUGUUGGAUGCAUACGAGGACCUCAUUAGGCAGGUCAUCAUUUUAUUGGAUAUUCAAAAUGAGGUAUUUCAUAAUAUCAUGUUACCUGACAGUUUUGAUCGACCUAAUGUGGCUCUUCGAGUGUGGAACGAAUCCCUUGCCCUUUUUGUAUUGGUUGAUGAUUAUAAACCUGAACGUGAAUAUUCUUUUGAAAUAUGGGUUCUGGAUGAACUUGGUGGUCCGAAGGGUGCUUGGAAGAAACACAUAACUCUUGAACCCACUCCGAAGCCAUUCGCAUUGCUUAAUAGCAAUGAGAUUUUUCUGAAUGACUUUACGGGACUUAACUUUAUGGGACUUGUACUCUCCUACGACCUUGGUAGCGAAAGGCUUAAAGAUACUCUCUUUCAUAACACGCCUUGUUCGACUUCUGAUGAUAUUGUAGCUGUUGUUUAUGUGAACAGUAUAGCUUCAGUCUUGGGAGACCACAAGCUCGAGAGAAGAGACAAUUUCAGUGUGGCAAACUUCUCUCCACUGACAGACUCUUUAUCCAGUCCUUCAAUAAUGGAUUUGGAAUGGAACUCAUAUUCAAUAUGGGCAAUCCCAACGGCUGAAGUGUCUCUCAGGAUCAAGAAGGUGAUGGAAGGUCUCAAAACCGAGUUUGGUGGGCCAGAGAUCGAGCCACAUAUUCCUGUUGUAGGAUCUAUUCGUAUGACGGAUGAAGAUGUGCUUGACAAAUUUAGAUCUCUCUGUUCUAAAAAUUUCCAUGCCUACCAAGCAAAAGUUAAUCUGGUGGUUACCACAAAUUUUUAUCACCAAUGUGUUUCUCUACUCAUUGAUACAUCACCAGAAGCAUACAGUCAGCUAGAUUACACAACUGGCAUAUCCAAUGGACAUUUUGGAUUCCACGCGAAUGGUAGACCAUAUUUGAGUCUCCUUUAUGGCAAUCUAACAGAAGAAGAGAAGAGAAAAGCUGUAGAAAAAGUUAGCAUUUUGGAUGAAAGCAUUGCCAGCUUGAGUUUCACCAUAGCUAAACUCGCGUUGUACAAAAUCAAGUACAAAGAUACAACGCUCAAAUAUUGGGAGAAAAUUGCUGAUUAUACCCUUCCAUUGCCGCCUUAACGUACCCAUAUUUUCUAGUGCAUUUAGACUCUCUUUAGUGCUCUGUCUAUUUGCCAGUUUGGGGUUUUUUGGGAGCAUGAUUGAGCAUUGGUUGAAUUGCAAAGGUAGAUACUUUGCUUGUUGUUUGUGCUAUUUUGUAGUUGCUAGCUAAU